Messenger RNA from Colossoma macropomum (tambaqui), 2046 nucleotides. RefSeq names its product MANSC domain-containing protein 4-like. The coding region runs from base 1 to 1830 and encodes 609 amino acids. Lineage: Eukaryota; Metazoa; Chordata; Actinopteri; Characiformes; Serrasalmidae. The record is from RefSeq and is a predicted model, not a curated record. The transcript has 3 exons.
AUGACCAUCGCAUGGAUCGUGCUGUGGCUGUUCAGUUGGCUUAAGCAAGCGGACCCCGUGUGCUCCCCCACCAGCUACUACAGGAACUGCUGGAUCCGCCGCUUUCCCGGGCUCUACAUCGCCGUGGAGGAGUCAGAGCGCAGAGGAGCCGCUCUGCUGCAGCUCUAUCAGGAGGAGAGCGCGCUCCAGUGCAGCCGCGCCUGCUGCCUCGCCGCCAACUUCUCCUGUAACCUGGCUGUGUAUCAUUACAACACCACUCAGGACAGUGCCAACUGCUUUCACCUCCACUGCCCAACACUGGAAAGCUGCAUCCUCCGCCAAAGAGGCAAUGUCAUCCUCUAUAAUGUUACUAAAGGUGUGGAUCCUGACCUGCUGGUGUUUGGGAAACACUUUACCUCUAACUUCCAAGUGCUGCCUAACCAUGCCUCGUCCAGGGUCAAUGUCUCUGAACCCUUCGCCUCUGACAAGCGUCAGUUCAACCGGCCUCACAUGGUACCGAGCAGCUCUACUCACCCUGCCACUCCUGCCACCAGCACAAGUACAUCUACCAUCUCACCUACAUCUGAAGUGCCUGUCUCUACUUCUCCUGUCUCCACUGAUUCUACCCACAAUAUCCCUCCUGCCCCUUCCAUUCAGAGAUCCACCCUAAGGAGCCCCACUCAACCCAGUGCAACUCAAGUUAUUGCCAAUCAUUCACCACAUCCCACUACUACUGCUUCCACCAAAUGGGCAUCCACAGCUCCACAGAGUACAUUGCGACCUUCAUCUGUGUUCUACACAUCUCAGAACAGCUUGACUUUACCUUCCCAGCCUCCUUCCACUGCCAAAACAGUUUCAUCAUUCCCCAGUCAGCCCACACCAGGCUCAACAUACCAGCCUACAACCACCACAUGGGCAUCCACGACAGCCUCUACAACUGGUGAAACCACACUGGCAUCCACAACAGCACCUACAACCAGUCAAACCAUGGUGGCAUCUACAAAAGAAUUUGUAACCAGUCAAACCACAAUGGCGUCUACCACUAGUCAAACUGCAUGGGCAUCCACAACAGCAUCUCCAGCCAGUCACACCUCAUCUACCACCUUCAUUACCCUGAGUUCAUCUAACAGUACAACACUCAACAGCAAACCUACAACAACCCCACUCAUCAGUACUCAACAAAACACUACAGAUAAGACCUCAGUCCACAGUACACUUGCUACAGUCCAGCUAAACUCUACAAAUGCAGCCUCAGCACUGACCCCUCUUACUACGCUGAAAACAACAACUACACAACCACAGAUGCCUGGAAGCCAGGCAACCAUAGCUUGGCCCUAUCUUCAGCCUACAAACACUAUAUCUUCAAACCCUACAGUAGCAGAAGGAGGUAACACUCAGUCCCCAACAACAGAUGGCCAAGUGGAUACCUCCACCAAUGGAACUACCACUGAGCAUUCCACAACCUCUUCUGGUUCCACAACCUCAACUACACUUUCUUCACCUCCAGCAGCUUCAGUGACCACCUCACUGACCACCCCUACCAGCAUGGAGGACAGCCAGCCAUACCCCAACGACACAAAAGGAUACAUAAGCCGGAACAUUACAACAGGUGACAGCCCGCGGCCUGGAGGCGACGGAGGCUUAACACCAGUGUGGCAUUUAGCAGCUAACACUGUCCUGGUUGCCUUGGCAACUUGCGCAACCAUAGCGUUCGGUUGUUGCUGUUCAGUGCUUAUGGCGGUGAGCUGGAGGGGUAGGAGGAGGAGGAAGGGGAGAUACCGGACUACUCUAAGAGGCAAGAGCGGCUCUAUGAGACUUAUCAAGUACGUCAUUGUGAGAGAGAGCUCGUAAGACUGGAAGAACUCAUAAGGUUCGAAGGUGUUUUUUGUUGUAGGAGCUGCUAAUAAAUGUAACUUUUGUAUGUCCCAGUCACAAUUCACUCUGACAAAAGUGCGGAAAGUAUCCUCGCAUCAUCAUCAUCAUAGCUAUGUUCCACAGAAGGAUGAAGAAAUUGGCAAUCCAUAUAUUAUGUGUGAGACUAAGAAGGAACUAUGUGUGUAAACCUGA